CGCACCAAACCAAACCGAAACCAUUUUGUAAAGUUGGACGACCUCGUGCACAAGCGUGCGUGAACAGCGUUUACGAUAAGUACAGCGUGGAUUAAUUGUUGGUUAGGAGGUAUUUCGAAGUUACAAUGUCUGUUCCCGAAAAAAUAUUAAUGCGAAAGAUGAAGAAGCGGGAAAGAACAAAAUUGAAAAUUUUAAAACAACGAGAAGAACAAAAAGAUACAGAAAGUAAAUUAGAGAAGACAGAUCCCCAACAACAUAUAAAAGACAGUUCCUCAAAUGAGAAAAAAAAGAAAAAUGCUGUCAAAGAUGUCACUGAAGAUGUUAAUCAAGAAGUUACUACUGAUACUGACAAGAUCACUAAGGAUUUACCUGGUACAGAUAAGGGUCUCGAAGUAAUAAAUGAUACUAGUUUCUCUACUUUGGAAGGAAAAGUAUGUGAAAAUACUCUGAAAGCAAUACAAGAUAUAGGUUUCACAAAUAUGACAGAGAUACAAGCAAAAGCUAUCCCACCUCUUUUGGAAGGAAGAGAUCUAGUUGGUGCUGCUAAAACAGGGUCGGGCAAAACUCUGGCAUUUUUAAUUCCUGCUAUUGAACUGAUCUACAAAUUGAAAUUUAUGCCACGCAAUGGUACCGGAUGCAUCAUUAUGUGUCCAACAAGAGAAUUAGCCAUGCAAACUUUCGGAGUCUUGAAAGAAUUAAUGAAGUAUCAUUAUCACACAUAUGGUCUACUGAUUGGUGGUACUAACAGACAAGCUGAAGCGCAAAAACUUGGAAAAGGCAUCAAUUUCAUUGUGGCUACACCAGGACGAUUGUUAGAUCACUUACAAAACACUCCAGAUUUUUUAUACAAAAAUCUACAAUGUCUGAUAAUUGACGAAGCUGAUCGUAUACUGGAUAUUGGAUAUGAAGAAGAGUUGAAGCAAAUUAUUAACAUUCUUCCUAAGCGUCGGCAGACCAUGCUGUUCAGUGCAACGCAAACACAGAAAGUAGCAGCAAUAACGAAAUUUGCUCUGAAAAAAGAACCCAUAUACGUGGGAGUUGACGAUGAUAAAGAAAUGGCGACUGUGGAGGGUUUGCAGCAAGGCUAUGUUAUGUGUCCGAGCGAGAAGAGAUUCUUGCUUUUGUUUACGUUUCUGAAGAAGAACAGGAAAAAGAAGAUGAUGGUUUUCUUCAGUUCUUGCAUGUCUGUUAAAUAUCAUCACGAACUUUUGAAUUACAUUGAUUUACCAGUGAUGAGUAUACAUGGUAAACAAAAGCAGACUAAAAGAACCACGACUUUUUAUCAGUUUUGUAAUGCUUCUUCUGGAAUUCUGCUUUGCACCGAUGUAGCUGCAAGAGGUCUUGAUAUACCUGAUGUUGAUUGGAUCGUACAGUACGAUCCACCGGAUGAUCCUAAGGAAUAUAUUCAUCGUGUAGGUCGAACCGCUCGCGGAGAAGGCAGUAGCGGUAAUGCAUUGCUUAUAUUGCGACCAGAAGAAAUUGGUUUUCUUCGUUAUCUUAAAGAAGCUCGUGUCCCUGUAAAUGAAUAUCAGUUUUCGUGGAAUAAAAUUGCCGACAUACAAUUGCAGCUUGAGAAACUGAUUUCGAAAAAUUAUUUCUUACAUCAGUCAGCAAAGGAAGCAUUCAAAAAUUACGUCAGGGCGUAUGACUCUCAUCAUUUGAAACAGGUUUUUGAUAUAGAGACUCUUGAUCUGGCAAAGGUCGCAAAAUCAUUCGGAUUUACCGUACCACCAGCAGUAGAUUUGAAAGUAGGAAUCAGUAAAGCUUCACGAUCUCGGAAAAGACUUGGUGGAGGUGGUUAUGGACAAUUUAAUAAUAUGAAUGAUCCUAGUGCAGCAAAACGAAUGAAGCGAACCAAGACAUUCCGCCAUAUAAACAAACCUGGACAAGACAAUAGACAAUUCGGCAGAUAAUAGGCAGUUACUGCCUAUUAUCUGCUGAAUUGCCUGUUAUGUAUUAACUAAAAGUACGAGUUUAAUAAAAUACAGAUGUAUAAAACUAUGUUAAAUACAGAUGUAUAUAACAAUUUACAACAUGUCAUUAUCGAAAA
This is a messenger RNA of Pseudomyrmex gracilis, 2050 nucleotides long. RefSeq names its product probable ATP-dependent RNA helicase pitchoune (gene pit). Gene Ontology annotation, molecular function: nucleic acid binding; RNA helicase activity; ATP binding. Bases 126 to 1913 code for a protein of 595 amino acids. Gene Ontology annotation, cellular component: nucleolus. The record is from RefSeq and is a predicted model, not a curated record. The transcript has 10 exons. Gene Ontology annotation, biological process: maturation of LSU-rRNA from tricistronic rRNA transcript (SSU-rRNA, 5.8S rRNA, LSU-rRNA). NCBI's taxonomy places the organism in Eukaryota, Metazoa, Arthropoda, Insecta, Hymenoptera, Formicidae.